AUGGAGUUUCUACGAAGUCUUUACAAGAACGACGUUGACUUCAAAGCUCUCGCGCUACAGUCAAAGGAGCUUGCGAAAUAUGUGAACUCAAAUGGCCAGCUGGAUUUCAAUGACCCGGAUGCUGUCCGACAGUUGACGACCUCUCUGCUCGAGCAGGACUUUGGUUUGAAGGUGGAAUUGCCUACAGACCGACUUUGCCCACCAGUCCCGAACAGAUUGAACUACAUCAUCUGGCUGCAUGAUCUCGUCGAUUCGAGUGCAGGAACUAUCCACGGUGGAUACGAUCCGAAAAGUGAAGUCGUGGGACUUGACAUCGGAACUGGAUGCUGUAGCAUCUAUCCUUUGCUCGGCUGCAAAGCGCGACCUGGCUGGAAAUUUGUCGCAACCGAUAUCGACGAGAACAAUGUAAGCACUGCCCAGAAAAAUGUCAAACUCAAUCAUCUCGAAUCACGGAUUCGUGUGAUAAAAACAGAUACCAAAGAUCUACUCUUCCCACUGGAAAAGAUCGAGAAGGAAAGCCUUGACUUCACAAUGUGCAAUCCCCCCUUCUACACAUCACAUGAAGAAAUGGUCCAAUCCGCCGAAGGCAAACAACAGAAACCCUCUUCAGUUUGCACAGGCACAGACGUGGAAAUGGUCACUUCAGGCGGCGAAAUUGCAUUCGUCACCAAGAUGAUUGAAGAGAGUCUGCAUCUCCGAACGCGGAUCCAGUGGUAUACAUCAAUGCUGGGAAAAUUCAGCAGCGUGCCCGUGCUCGUUGAAAAGCUCAUCAAGCACGGGAACCACAAUUACGCUGUCACUGAAUUCGUGCAAGGUAGUAAAACGAAGCGCUGGGCUAUCGCCUGGUCGUGGGGAGAUCAUCGACCUGCUAUGACCGCGGCUAGGGGAAUCCCCGGCUUCCCCAAGCAAUUGCUUCCAUUUCCUGCCGACUACACCUUCACAUUACCAUCGGAGAUUUCAAUCGACAGCGCCGUUGCCUCAAUAAAUGCUGAGCUGGGCUCGCUGCGCUGGUACUGGAGUUGGGACAAAAGCCUCAGUGCUGGCGUCGGCUUUGCUGCGGAGAAUGUUUGGUCGAGACAGGCACGACGUAAGAUGAAGUUGGCUGGUCAAGAGGGCUCCUAUGUAAAUUUGGAUGCUGUCCCCGAAGAUGUUGCUUUGGGUGUUCGGAUCCAGGCAAAGCUUGUUCGGGGUCAGUCCGAGACUUCGAGCACGAACGAGGUGCCUGUUUUGAUCAGCUGGAUCCAGGGCACGGAUAGUGUGUUGUUUGAGAGUUUCUGUGGAAUGCUGAAGCGGAAGAUCGAUGCAAGCAAGCCUCAGAAUUCUGAGAAAUAG
Molecule: messenger RNA, 1332 nt
Organism: Penicillium argentinense
Lineage: Eukaryota; Fungi; Ascomycota; Eurotiomycetes; Eurotiales; Aspergillaceae
Product: DUF890 domain protein
Exons: 9
Coding region: 1-1332 (443 amino acids)
Biological process (GO): rRNA base methylation
Cellular component (GO): nucleus
Molecular function (GO): 23S rRNA (adenine(1618)-N(6))-methyltransferase activity
Source: RefSeq, a predicted model, not a curated record